Molecule: messenger RNA, 1596 nt
Organism: Trichoderma asperellum CBS 433.97
Lineage: Eukaryota; Fungi; Ascomycota; Sordariomycetes; Hypocreales; Hypocreaceae
Source: RefSeq, a predicted model, not a curated record
GGCUGCUCUUGGCUGGAGUUGCACAAAUAACUCGUAAUUCCAUCAAUCACUGCUGAGAAUGGCGGAUCCUCUCAGCAUAGCAUCUGGCAUUGUUGCGUUGGUAACCUUUGCCCUAACAUCCAGCGUGAAUCUUUAUACGACAAUCCGCAACUUUCAAAGCCAAGAUAAAAAGGCCCGCGCCCUUAAGACCGAACUCAGCGAUAUAACGACUGUCCUGGAGUCACUCUUGGAGACUGUGAACAACAAUCCUGACAUUAAUUUUGAGGCUCUGAAAGCCCCUUUACACCGUUGCGGGAACGCAUGCAAUGAGUAUGGAGAGCUUAUUUGUCGCUUUACGCGACGCUCCACAGCUUCGCGAUCGAGUGUCCGAGAUUGGGUCACCCAGAAGUAUCUCCAAGGAGAUAUCACCGAUUUUAAGGACAUGUUGGCAGGGUAUAAGUCUACCAUAAAUAUAGCUCUGGCGAACGCAAACAUUCGUGUAGCUGCUAUAACACCAAGAGUCCUUGAGGAUUACAAGGAUAUGAUUUCGGAUACAACCCAGGAUCUAAAAGAACACUUGCAAAGGCUGGAUGAAAAAAUCCAGCUUCUGUCGCAUUCUGACCAGAGCAAUACUGAGUGGCAAGCAAUGAUAGAGGAGAAAAUGAGCACACAGCAAGGUCUCGAAAUUUGCGCUCAACUAUCCAAACGCAUCGAGGAGCUGGAACCAGUGCCGGAAGAGAAUUAUCAAUUUUCCGAGCGUCCUUCGGCACAUAAAUAUGUCAAAAGUGGAUUAGACGCUGCCAAGGGUUCUAUCCACAAGCUUGUGACACAGUUGCGUAACCAUGAAGAGGACAUCGAUAAUCGAAUGCAGGUCAUGGCUUCUACGCAUCCUAUAUCCAAAGACGCAGUCGCGGAGCUUGAGCGACUACGCGCGACGAAAGCUAGCAUCCAUCAAUGCAUACAAGUCAUCUCGGAUGCAGGCGAUACCAGAGCCGUUGAGCGACACAAUGUCUUCGAGGAUAUUACUCUUGCCGAUGAUGCCUACAACUUUACUAUCUCGACAAUCGGAGACCUCGUAACCGCCAGGCGCAUUAAUCUUACAGGACGGUCACGCAAUAUUGGAGGACAAAUAAGUGACGAAAGCUACCAAAGAACCAUUGACCGCUUUUCGGAGCAAGCGAUACAGAACUCUCAAGAAGUAACCAAAAUCCACGAUCAAAGUGCAUCAAUGCCUAGCUUUGGAAAUCGUCAUGGCCCUGGUCUUAGGCUCUCAAGUUUAGUGGAAAACUCUAAAACUUCAAACACUAAUUUAUAGUCAGUAGAAUAUAUAUGUAAUAUAGAAAGGAUUAGUCUAAAUGCAACACAUCGCCUUGGACGCCUUUACUUUCCAAUCUCAAUUCCCCAUACAAACAUAUGCACCGUGCGCAUAUUGUUACAACCCGACUCUUAUAGUUGCAACAAUGGGCCGGCAAGGUGGGCAAUUUCGGAUCAAUAUAGGACCGAAGGGCCAAUUAGAAAUGUGUCGAAAGGAAUCAUCUUCAAUCCAUUAUAAUCCAACACCUAGGCAACUAUAGCUUUAAAGGAAGUUGUAAUGUCUUGGUUUAUACUAGGUAUAGG